Messenger RNA from Musca domestica (house fly), 2681 nucleotides. RefSeq names its product anaphase-promoting complex subunit 2 (gene morula). NCBI's taxonomy places the organism in Eukaryota, Metazoa, Arthropoda, Insecta, Diptera, Muscidae. Bases 215 to 2578 code for a protein of 787 amino acids. Gene Ontology annotation, biological process: ubiquitin-dependent protein catabolic process. Gene Ontology annotation, molecular function: ubiquitin protein ligase binding. The record is from RefSeq and is a predicted model, not a curated record. Gene Ontology annotation, cellular component: anaphase-promoting complex. The transcript has 8 exons.
AGGACGUUUCAGCUUCGUACCUAUCCUACCCUACUUUCCCAGCUGAUUGUGUUUCCUCCUCUAUCUUUCGUAACAACAACAAACCUGCCGGCGUCAUUAUUCAUCUCACUUCUUUCACUCUUUCGUAAACAAAACAAAAAAACUGCUAUUCUCUUUUGUCAGUCUUAUUUGUAUAGUUUGGACUGUUUGGAAAGAAAAUCUUCAAGACUUGGGCAUGGAAAUCGUUUGGUCCGAUUUCAGUGAAAGCUGUCCAAUACUCAAAGAAUGUUUGGACUCCUCGGAUUUGGCCAAAGAGACGGAAGACACAUUGGAAUACAUUUAUGAAGUGCUGUGGAUUGAAAUUGGAUCAUUUGUUCGCAGCAAAUUGGCACCGACUUUUUGGUCAUGCUUCAAACACAAUCAGACUUUGGCAAAAUUUGAAAAAGAUGGUGGAAGUGCUGAAGCUUUGCAGCAGCAAUACAAGCUAUUUACGAAUUUUGUUAAUGCGGUGAAAAGUUUGGAUGCCUAUUAUCAAUUUGUCAGGACAAGUCUGGAGAAAUUGGAUGGCAUUUGUCAACGAGCGGAUCAUGGCAAAUCAUUGGCGAAACUUAAUGAGCUAUUGCGUUCUGCAUUGCUCUCCCAACUGCCAACACAUUUUAAUAAUGUGGUCUAUUCGUUUUAUAGCGUUUCGUUUAGGGUUUUCUUUAAUUUGCAUCAGUCCACCAGCAUGGGGCAGGAUAAUGAGGACUUGGAUGAAUCUGGCAUGCCGUGCAAGGGCUGUAACCAGGAAUUGGAAAAAUGCCAAUGUCAAAGUUUACUGCAAACCAUCAAUGAAGUCAAUCAAAAAUUGGUGGAUUUGGAGCUAUUGGACCGUCUGGCUGGCCAGUCCAUGACAUUUUUGGUACAGCAACGCAUUAAAGAACACAUUAAGAAUACCUGUCACGGUAUAUUUGAUAGAAGCCACUUGAAGAAUUUAUUGACGUGGCUGGAAGAUGUGGUAAUUUGCUGGCUAAUGCAGGUAUUCCACAGCAAAGUAUCUGCUGAUCCAGAUGCCAUGCACACAGAUGAUGGCUCCAAGUCAACGGAUGUCAUACAAAGCCUAAAAGUCAAACUGACUUUUUAUGUCUACGAAAAUUAUGCCCUCAGUGUCAUUGAUCAGUUCUUUAGCAUUAUCAUAGAUUUUCCCGAUUCCAUACCGGCCAUUGAGGAUCUUAAGAUUUGCAUGGAAAAAAUCAAUUUGCGACGCCAAAUUAUUAAUACCUUAAAAUCUUCCUUGGAGGCUCGCAUCUUACAUCCGGGUGUCAAUACCAUGGAUAUUCUGACUGGCUAUGUUGCUGCCAUCAAGGCCAUACGUUAUUUAGAUAGCAGUGGUGUCAUCUUGGAGACUGUAACAGCUCCCAUUAAGGAGUAUUUGAGGAAACGUAGUGAUACUGUACGUUGCGUGGUAACUAGUUUAACAGAAACUGAAUCCGGUCCCACGGAUUUGUCAGAAGAACUGGCCAAAGGUGAUGCUGUCAAAGAUGGCACAAAAGGCAAUGUUAACGACGAGUUAAGCAAUUGGGAAAAUUGGCAACCGGAUCCAUUUGGUCUGGACAAUACAGUGCAAACGCGUACUGUUAAGACAUCUCGCAGUGCUGAUAUUAUUUCCAUGGUUGUGGAUAUCUAUGGCAGCAAGGAGUUGUUUAUGAGUGAAUACCGGAAUCUGCUGGCAGAUCGUUUGCUCACACAAUUGGAAUUUAAUCCGGAAAAAGAAAUCAGAAACUUGGAGUUGUUGAAGUUAAGAUUUGGCGAAUCAUUGCUGCACAAUUGUGAGGUAAUGCUCAAAGACAUUGCCGAUUCGAAACGUAUAAACAGUCACAUACACAGUGAUACGAAAUAUGUGGAAAAUAAACAAUUUGACAUCUCCUCUCUGAUAAUAUCAGCCCAAUUUUGGCCCUCAUUUAAUAAGGAAAGUGUGGAAUUGCCCGAAGAAAUUGCCAAUGAGUUUCAGAAAUACACCAAAUCCUAUGAAGAGUAUAAAGGUAAUAGGACCUUGAAUUGGCGCACAGUUACGGGCAAGGUGGCAAUUAGCAUCGAAUUGGGCGAUAGAGUAUUGGACAUGACAGUGGCUCCAACACAGGCGGUGAUAAUUUAUCAUUUUCAAAAUAAAAAUGAAUGGUCCUUGGAUGAUUUAAGCACAUUGGUGAAAAUCCCACCCUCGGUCCUAAGACGGCGCAUGGCCUUUUGGCAAUCCCAUGGUAUUAUUAUUGAAUCUCAACCUGGUAUUUAUAAACUAAUCGAGGAUGAGUUGCCCAAAUCCCAGUUGGAGAAAUUGCCAAUAAAUGAAAUCAUCACCGAGGAUGAAGAUAAUGAAUCGGCCAUGGCAAGUGCUUCGGAUCAACGGGAAGAAGAGUUACAGGUCUUCUGGUCCUAUAUUGUGGGCAUGCUUACCAAUUUGGAUUCUCUGCCCAUUGAGCGAAUACAUCAAAUGCUCAAAUUGUUUGCAUCCAAUGGCUUGGGUGUUGAAUUCACUCAGGAUGAUUUGAAAGAUUUCCUGCAACGAAAAGUGCGCGAUCACAAGCUAAUCUAUUCGGGUGGGGUAUAUCAAUUAGCCAAAUGAUUUCCUCCUCUAUGAAUAUGUAAUUUUAAGUCGUUUUUUUUUUUCAAUUAAGAUAAAAAAACAAAUCUGUAAUAAUAAAUCCCAAAAGUGAAUUGACAUAAAA